AUGAAGGUGUUAUUCAACCAGUCUGUGGUCGCGGUUAAGUGGCCCGAAGGACUGCUCGAGCUGGAUUUCGGGCUGAAUUUCAACAUGCCAAUCGAGGGCACGUCGUUUCCCCAAGGAUUGCGGUCGAUAUGCCUCGGCCGGUGCUUCAAUCAGGACGUCACCCGCGUUUCGUGGCCGGAAAAAUUGACUCGGAACGCCUUCAUAAAGGUUGAAACUCCCCAACGUCUGUCGAGGACGAAACCCUCUUUUCCACAAUGGCGUCGACAAAGAGAUGUCAGGUGUCUGCUUUUGGUUGCAAACGACGCGGGUUCAAAACCCGCUGCUCACCUAGUUUUCUUCCGUAGUACGGAAAAAGAAAAACGGUGGGUGGGCCAAGAAACGAUGCACUGUCUAUCGAACUCGAAACUCCUGGCAAUACGUGGCGGAAGUGGCGCACCCGCAACACGCACAGAAGAUUGUUGGAAAAAAAGGUGAUUCUACUCGCCGCCAGCCGGUCGGGUUCCGGUUACCCCAAGAAGACUUCUCUUGCCUAGCAAACAAGAAGAAGCCUCGAAAAAGGGGGGGGUCAUGUGGAGAACACCUUCA
Molecule: messenger RNA, 585 nt
Organism: Ectocarpus sp. CCAP 1310/34
Lineage: Eukaryota; Phaeophyceae; Ectocarpales; Ectocarpaceae
Source: the annotation of a GenBank genome assembly